AUCAGCAGGGCUGGAUCUAUACAAACCCAGCCUCCUACACAACUGACUCUGAGUUGCUCCAGGCAGGGAUUAGAGGAAUUGAGAGAGAGAGACAGAAAGAGAGACAGAGAUUUUGAGUUAGUAAACCAGGGCACAGAUAGGGGACUAGGGCAGAGAAAGACAGAAGAAACAAAUGAUCAAGGUAGACAGGCACUUGGAGAGUGGGGGCAAGUUUGAACGAGACUUCCUAACACAUACCUAGAAAAGCUGCUGUGUAGUGUGAAGAAACUUCAGCCCAGUACCUGGAGUCCUCUGGUGAGCGCAUCCCCGCUGUGGCUUGAGUCUGCUGUCUCUGGGAAUCCCUGAUAAGGGCUCAUUCCCUCUUUCUCCUAAACUCCGGUCCUGGGAUUAAAAUAGGGGUUGGAACUCUCUGCACUGCAGCAGUCAUGGGACCCAGGAUAGGGCCAGUAGGUGUGGAGCCCCAGGUGACAGACAAGGACACCAAGGCCACGAUGGGCACAGAAGACACAUGUGGAGACAAAGCCAACCCAGAAUCUCAGGACUCGCGGCCAAGUGUGUUCCACAGCAUCAAGUUCUUCGUCCUGUGCCACAGCCUGCUGCAGCUGGCACAGCUCAUGAUCUCCGGCUACCUCAAGAGCUCCAUUUCAACGGUGGAGAAGCGCUUCGGCCUCUCCAGCCAGACCUCCGGGCUGCUGGCUGCCUUCAAUGAGGUGGGGAACACGACCCUGAUUGUGUUUGUGAGCUAUUUUGGCAGCAGGGUACACCGACCCCGAAUGAUCGGCUAUGGGGCUAUCCUUGUGGCCCUGGCGGGCCUGCUCAUGACCCUUCCACACUUCAUCUCGGAGCCAUACCGCUACGACAGCACCAGCCCCGUGGACACUCCGCAGGACUCCGAGGCUUCCCUGUGCCAGCCUGCAACCUUGGCCCCGCCCCCAGCCCCCUCCAAUGGCAGCAGCUGUUCAAGCUACACAGAGGCCAAGCAUCUGGCUUUGGUGGCAAUAAUGUUCAUGGCGCAGACCCUGCUUGGUGUGGGCAGCGUGCCCAUCCAGCCCUUCGGCAUCUCCUAUAUCGAUGAUUUUGCCCACAACAACAAUUCGCCCCUUUACCUCGGGAUGCUGUUUGCAGUGACGAUGAUGGGGCCAGGCAUGGCCUACGGGCUGGGUGGCCUCAUGCUGAGCCUUUAUGUGGACAUUAACCGCAUGCCAGAAGGUGGUAUCAACCUGACCUCGAAGGACCCCCGAUGGGUGGGUGCCUGGUGGCUGGGCUUCCUCAUCUCUGCUGGCGUGGUGGCCCUGGCUGCCACCCCCUACUUCUUCUUCCCCAGGGCGAUGCCCAAGGAGAAACAUGAGCUUCACAUACAGCGAAGGGUCUUCUCAAUUGUCAGAAAAAGUGAAGACUCCUCCCCAGAGCAGAGCCCAGAGUCCUCAAAGAAGAAGGAAGGCCUAGCACAGAUUGCGCCAGACCUGACCGUGAUCCAGUUCAUCAAAGUCUUCCCCAGCGUGCUGCUGCGAACCCUGCGCCACCCCAUCUUCCUGCUGGUGGUCCUGUCCCAGGUUUGCUUGUCAUCCAUGGCGGCGGGCAUGGCCACCUUCCUGCCCAAGUUCCUGGAGCGCCAGUUUUCCAUCACAGCGUCCUACGCCAACGUACUCAUUGGCUGCCUCUCCUUCCCCUCGGCCAUUAUGGGCAUCGUAGUCGGGGGCAUCCUGGUCAAGCGCCUCCACCUGGGCCCCAUGCGCUGCAGCGUCCUUUGCCUGCUGGGGGCGCUGUCCUGCCUGUUUCUCAGCCUGCCCCUCUUCUUCAUGGGCUGCCCUACCCACCAGAUCGCAGGCAUCAUCCACCAGCCUGGUGCGCAGCCGGAGCUGGAGCUCCUUCCGGACUGCAUGGAGCGCUGCAACUGCCCAUCAGAUGACUUUAACCCCCUCUGCGACCCCAGCGCCCGUGUAGAGUACCUCACACCAUGCCACGCAGGCUGCACCAGCCGGGUGGUCCAGGAGGCUCCGGGCAAAAGCCAGGUUUUGUAUACCAACUGCAGCUGCGUGAUGAGGGGCAACACUGUGUCAGCGGGCUCCUGCGAAUCAGCCUGCAGCCACCUGGUGCUGCCGUUCAUGGUCCUGAUUGGCCUGAGCGCAGCCAUGGCCUGUGUCACCCACACACCCUCCUUCAUGCUCAUCCUAAGGGGAGUGAAGAAGGAAGACAAGACUUUGGCUGUGGGAAUCCAGUUCAUGCUCCUGAGAGUUCUGGCCUGGAUGCCCAGCCCCGUGAUCCACGGCAGUGCCAUCGACACCACCUGCGUGUACUGGGCCCAGAGCUGUGGCCGUCGGGCCGUCUGCCGCUACUAUGACCAUGACCUGCUCCGAAACCGGUUUAUUGGAAUCCAGUUCUUUUUCAAGACGGGCUCCCUGGUUUGCUUCGCCUUGAUUUUGGCUAUCCUAAGGAAGCAGGACAAAGAAGAGGGGACGAAGGUGGUGGCAUGCCAUGACCUACAGCAGCAGUUGUUAGCGUCGGGACCAGAGAAGAAGCCUGAAGAAUUCAGAGUGUGAGCUGCCCCAGGGCCCUGCCCUGGCCAACAGUGGUGGCCACAGCCAGUACCUCUCAGCAGCUACCUUAGCUUUGAGAUUGUUGGUCAGGAGCUUUGUUUUUCAGUUCUGACUCCUCCACUAACUUGCUGUGUGACUUGGGGCAAGUUGCUGACCCCCUCUGGUCUCUGUUUGCUCAUCUGAACCAAGGAGAUACUUGGAGCUUUGCUGUGUGUGAUCACCUCUGAAGCAAGAGGGUCUCCCCUCUUUCUUCCCCAGCCAGAGAGGCUGACCUGAAACCAGGCUUUCCAGGGCAGAGGGGCUGCAUAUCUUUCCCUCUGGGACCUUAGGGUAGAGAAGUGGAUGACAGUAAGCCAGGCUCCCCUGCAUACCAGAUCCUAGCCCUGCUCUGCCACUUGCCUGGGGCAUCUUCUCUGAGCCUCAGCCACCAUCUCUGCCAGGCGGAAAUGGGUUAACCAGCUUUCAGGCCUCUUCCAGCUGUGACCAACUGUGUAGUCAGGAUGUUCUCACUUCUCCCCAGCCCCACUCAGCCUGGAGGUGGGGCUGGGACAACCUCUGUUAAGAAGUGUCCAUUUGGCGCCCCCUGGAGGCAGACACCUGAGCUGUGAGGGGAGAUCCACUGGGGAUGGAAGUGGCCUCACACUCAGGACAUCCAGGCGGGGCGGGGCCUUUAGGAAAUCUGGUGUGAGGACUUCACACGGGGAGACUCACUUUCUGGACUCAGGAAGUCCCAGACCUUGCCUUUGGGGAGCCACAGUCUGGGUGAGGGACUCCGGGGGAGCGGGGGACCCAGGCACCUCACUUGAGCGUUUUCCAACUUCAAAGAGCAAACACACCCAACACACACUCACUGGUACUCUAUGCAUUGCCAAGACUUCACACAUUUGCCUAUGACCCCCACCUAAGUCACUGUGACUUUUGUAACUAGAAUCCUAAUUUCAGUUUCCUCCUGGGUGCUUAAAUCUGAGUCGCCUGGGGCUAUGUAGAUAGUGUUUUAGUUCUGUGAUACCCACGUUUUGGAGGUAGCAUCUGGUUCUCUGUGAUGCCUGGGUUGGCAUAAGGACCUACCCUUUGUCCUGCCCAGACUGGUAAUGCUGGAAGCAGUACCACCCAGCUGUUUAAGGAGUCAGUCUGCGGAAUGCUCAAGUCUGAAACAAGGUCGGCCUGUGCAUGUCAGGCCACAUCUGACUUUAUGGCCGGGCCUGGUUACCUCCCUGAUCUGCUCCCAGCCCAUUCUGUUGCCCUCACCUCUCCAACCCAGCUGGGACCUGCUGCUCCAGAGGCAGGAGACAGGGAGCCGUCAGCAGCCACUCCCCAAGCCCCGUGUCCGGCUGUGUGCCACCGGCCGGGGAGAAGCUGAGGGCAUAGAGGGCACAACUGGCCAUGGCCCUCCGAGCAGCUCCCAGCUGCAGGCUUUGACGCUAUCUCACGUGAAGGAAAAGGGAAUUGCAGAUGUUCUCAUUCCCGCUGUAUUCCACUAUUUUUGAUAACUUUCCAUGUUUAACAAAUAUCUGAGCCUGUAUUUAUCAAUGCCAAGAACUUCAAAGUCCACAAGAAGAUGAAGCUUUUUGUAUGUUUAUAUUCCUUCUCCUUCCCUCCUGUUUCCAGAUGUUGCAGAAAUAAUCUGGAAUUAUAGCUACAACUUGUUAUUAAAUUUGUUA
Molecule: messenger RNA, 4198 nt
Organism: Pteronotus mesoamericanus
Lineage: Eukaryota; Metazoa; Chordata; Mammalia; Chiroptera; Mormoopidae
Gene: SLCO2B1
Product: solute carrier organic anion transporter family member 2B1
Exons: 14
Coding region: 426-2540 (704 amino acids)
Biological process (GO): transmembrane transport; sodium-independent organic anion transport
Cellular component (GO): plasma membrane
Molecular function (GO): protein binding
Source: RefSeq, a predicted model, not a curated record